Medicago truncatula (barrel medic) is the source of this 1950-nucleotide messenger RNA. RefSeq lists its product as uncharacterized. Lineage: Eukaryota; Viridiplantae; Streptophyta; Magnoliopsida; Fabales; Fabaceae. The record is from RefSeq and is a predicted model, not a curated record. The transcript has a single exon. Bases 1 to 1950 code for a protein of 649 amino acids.
AUGGAUGUUUAUGAACAUGUAAUCAAUCAUGGCUUUCUAAAAGGUUAUAUUCAUUGGAUCUUUCAUGGUGAGAAAGACAACCCUUCUAACCCUCUAUGUGCAUCUGAAGUAGAACACGGAUUUGAUCAUGACAUGGAUGCAUUAAUUCAUGAUGCAUUUCCAAUGCAUACGAAUAGCGAUAAUGAUGAUGAUGCAUAUACAAAUAUAGAGGACAGGGGUCCUGAAGCAUUCACAAACAACCAUAAUGCUCAACAAUCUGAAGAGGAUGAUAAUUCAAAAAAGUUCUUUAAGUUAUUGAAGGAGGCAGAGCAAAAUCUUUAUCCCGGUUGUAAGUUCUCAAAACUAUCCUUCAUCGUACACUUGUACCACUUAAAGUGUAUGAAUGGAUGGACUGACAAAAGCUUCUCAAUGUUGCUAGAACUGUUAAGUGAUGCAUUUCCUGAGGAAAAUACUUUGCCUAAGUCAUUUUAUGAGACAAAGAAGAUUAUUUCGGGGUUGGGUUUAUCAUAUGAAAAAAUUCAUGUUUGUCCAAACGAGUGUAUAUUGUAUUGGAGGGAUUUGGCUCAUCUUAAUGUUUGUCCUAAAUGUGGUCUCUCAAGAUGGAAAGUUAACUCAGAUGAUGUGGAAGGUAGAAAAAAGAUACCUUUAAAGGUUCUUCGUUGGUUUCCUCUUAAGGCUAGAUUACAAAGACUUUUUAUCUCAUCGAAAACAGCUUCUUUUAUGACAUGGCAUAAAGAUAAUCGAUCUAAAGAUGGACUCAUGAGACAUCCAGCUGAUUCUUUUGCUUGGAAGGAUUUUGAUCGUCGAUAUUCGGAUUUCUCUCGUGAUGCUCGUAACGUUCGACUAGGUUUAGCUUCUGAUGGCUUUAAUCCUUUCAAAACCAUGACAAUUUCUCACAGCACUUGGCCUGUUGUCUUGAUUCCAUAUAAUCUUCCACCGUGGAUGUGUAUGAAGCAACCAAACUUCAUACUCUCGUUGCUUAUUCCUGGUCCAAAAGGUCCAGGUAAUAAUAUUGAUGUAUAUAUGCAGCCUCUUAUCGAAGAAUUAAAGGAAUUAUGGGAAAUUGGAGUCAGAACCUUUGAUGCAUGUAAAAGGGAGUCAUUUCAAAUGCGUGCUGCGAUCAUGUGGACUAUAAAUGAUUUCCCAGCCUAUGCAAAUUUGUCAGGUUGGAGUACGAAAGGUCGAUAUGCUUGUCCAUGUUGUGGUUUUGACACAACCUCUAAGUGGUUGCGUUAUAGUAGAAAGUUUUGUUAUAUGUGUAAUCGGCGUUGGUUAGAGCCUGGCCAUAAAUGGAGAUACAAUAAAGGACAUUUUGAUGGAAACCAAGAGUUUCGAGCUCCACCUGAGCUACCCAAUGGAACUAUUGCUUUGAAACAAAUGGAAGAACAUGGAAUUGGGACACCGUCACCAUGGAAAAAGAAAUGUAUUUUGUUCACAUUGCCUUAUUGGGAAUAUAAUGUUCUUCGUCAUAAUCUUGAUGUGAUGCAUAUUGAAAAAAAUGUAUGUGAUAACAUCAUUGGAACCUUGCUGCAUUUAGAACGAAAGUCAAAGGAUAACGAUAAGGCACGUUAUGACCUUAUAGACAUGAACAUAAGAAGUCAGCUACACCCAAGGAUACAUCAAUGUAAUGGUAAAAAGUAUUUGCCUAGAGCUUGUUAUCAGAUGACAUCAAAGGAGAAAGAAUCAUUCUUGGAAGUGCUGAAGAAUUUGAAAGCUCCAGAUGAAUAUUUGUCUAGUAUUCCAAGAUGUGUGCAAGUGAAGCAACGCAAAAUAUCUGGCCUCAAAAGCUAUGACAAUCACCUUCUAAUGCAAGAGUUUCUUCCAAUAGCUAUGAAAGGUUGUUUGCCCGACAAAGUGACUAAAGUUAUAAGUGAGCUUUGUAAUUUCUUCAAAGAGCUAUGUGGCAAGGUGCUUAAUGAGCAUAAUUUGGAGGACUUGGAGCAUCUGUAA